Molecule: messenger RNA, 1261 nt
Organism: Pseudomassariella vexata
Lineage: Eukaryota; Fungi; Ascomycota; Sordariomycetes; Amphisphaeriales; Pseudomassariaceae
Exons: 1
Coding region: 356-775 (139 amino acids)
Source: RefSeq, a predicted model, not a curated record
GCAUUUGGGGAGACGGCUUUGCAGCUUGAUACUGGCGGUAAGGAUCUGCAGCAGUCUGCACUUGCGGAGAAGGGUUCGUAGUCUGCGCCUGACGGGGUGAAUUGGUGGCUUGCUGUUGACGGGCCAUGUCCUGCCACUGAAGUUGUUGUCGGGACUGGUCUGCAUUUUGCAUUUGCUGGUACUGAUCUACAUAUUGCUGGGAUUGGGCUGUAGUUGGAUAUUGGCGGGCCUGUUCCGCAUAUUGUUGUGCCUGCUGGGCACUUUGAUACUGGCGUGAGGGGUUUGCCGUCUGAUAGUAGGCAGACAUGUCCGCCGAGUGCUGUUGGCGGUGCUGCUGUUCUGAAUUUGGAACCUGAUGAGUCGGGUACAUGUUGAUUGCUCCCUCCAGUUGGCGGGCCGCAGCACUCUGUUGUUGCUGCGCAGCGUACAUAGCGUACGCACCUUGGUUGUAUGCAGCUUCCGGGUGCCGUGCCUGUCUCAUUUGAUAUGCAGCCUGCUGCUGCUGCUGGGCCUGUUGCUGGGCCUGUUGCUGAGCCUGCUGCUGGGCCUGCUGCUGAGCCUGUUGCGCCUGAUGUUGGGCAUACAUGGGAUAUGCACCCUGAGCACUCUGAGCACUCUGAGCAUAUGCACCUUGCAUCUGAGCACCUUGAAGUUGAGAUGCAUACAUGCGAUACGCGUCUUGCGAGGGGUGCUGCAUCUGGGGGCUGGCACUCUCCAUUCGCGCGCGUUUGGCUGGUCGGUCUCCCAUAUUUCAGUUUACAGUCGAGUAAGGUGAGUAUCAGUGGUUUGAGCUUCUCUAUGCGAUUAAGAGACCACCUUUGAUGACCGAAAUGUGAAUGAUGAUUCUUGAGCAACGCGUUCAAGCGACGCGGAAAUUUUGAGGACAAUGACACUUGUUGGCCCACAAUUCUAGGUUGUUUCACAACCCAUACAGAGGUCUCUAGGGUAUGAGUGUAUAAGUCAAAGCGACAAAUACAUAAAUGCCCACUCAGCCACUUCCUCUACGGUCUUGAUCUGUCAUGUGGACACGGCGGUACCAUUCCAAGAAUAUAGUUCAGUCGGUUCUGCAACCUGUCACGAACUAAGCGAGGUGGAGUUUCAUGAGCGUUGGCAGAUAUUUUCGAGCUCGGGUAAUGAUUGGGCACGAAAUGACAUAAGAACAACUGGGUCUCGCAACCUUAUUCGAGUAAUGAGUGGUGACGGAUAUUCAGUCAAGUUGGCGGUGAGUUAUCAAAGUCUAGAUUAGAGAAAUUGCGGUAAU